This is a messenger RNA of Pteropus alecto (black flying fox), 3095 nucleotides long. It is a transcript of the gene THBS4, whose product is annotated as thrombospondin 4. Gene Ontology annotation, biological process: cell adhesion. The transcript is spliced from 22 exons. The record is from RefSeq and is a predicted model, not a curated record. The coding region runs from base 52 to 2946 and encodes 964 amino acids. NCBI's taxonomy places the organism in Eukaryota, Metazoa, Chordata, Mammalia, Chiroptera, Pteropodidae. Gene Ontology annotation, molecular function: calcium ion binding. Gene Ontology annotation, cellular component: extracellular region.
ACCGACGCCGUCGUCGCUCGCGGGCGCCCGCGGGGAGCAGGGAGAGCCAACAUGCUGGCCCCGAGCAGAGCCGCCUUCCUCCUGUUGCACCUGGCCCUGCAGCCGUGGCUGGUUGCCGGGGCCCAGGCCACUCCCCAGGUCUUUGACCUCCUCCCAUCCGCUAGCCAGAGGCUGAACCCAGGCGCUCUGCAGCCAAUCCUGACAGACCCCACACUGACUGAGCUCUAUGUGAUCUCCACCUUCAAGCUGCAGACUAAAAAUUCAGCCACCAUCUUCGGCCUUUACUCUUCAACUGACAACAGCAAAUAUUUUGAAUUCACUGUGAUGGGACGCUUAAACAAAGCCAUCCUCCGUUACUUGAAGAAUGAUGGGAAGAUCCAUUUGGUGGUUUUCAACAACCUGCAUCUGGCUGACGGCAAGCGGCACAGGGUCCUCCUGAGACUGAGCAAUUUACAGCGAGGGGCUGGCUCUGUAGAGCUCUAUGUGGACUGCACCCAAGUGGAUUCUGUUCACAAUCUCCCCAGAGCCUUUUCUGGCCUCUCCCAAAGUCCUGAGUCCAUUGAAUUGAGGACUUUCCAGAGGAGGGCACAGGACUUCUUGGAAGAGCUGAAGCUGGUGAUGAGAGGUUCGCUGUUACAGGUGGCCAGCCUGCAAGACUGCUUCCUGCAGCAGAGUGAGCCACUGGCCACCACAAGCACAGGAGACUUUAAUCGGCAAUUCUUGGGGCAAAUGACACAACUAAACCAGCUACUGGGAGAGGUGAAGGAUCUUCUGAGACAGCAGGUUAAAGAAACAACAUUUUUGCGAAACACGGUAGCCGAAUGCCAGGCUUGUGGUCCUCUCAGUUUUCAGUCUCCAACCCCAAACACACUGGUGCCUCUGACACGCCCUGCACCCCCGGCACCCCCAGCACCCCCAGUGCGCCAGUGUGACUCCAACCCGUGUUUCCGUGGAGUCCGAUGUACCAACACCAGAGAUGGCUUUCAGUGUGGGCCCUGCCCCGAGGGCUACACAGGAAAUGGGAUCACCUGUUCUGAUGUUGAUGAGUGCAAAUACCACCCCUGCUACCCGGGCGUGCGCUGUGUGAACUUGGCUCCCGGCUUCAGAUGUGAUGCCUGCCCAGUGGGUUUCACAGGGCCCAUAGUGCAGGGUGUUGGGGUCAGUUUUGCCAAGUCAAACAAGCAGAUCUGCACUGAUAUUGAUGAGUGUCGAAAUGGAGCCUGCGUUCUCAAUUCUAUCUGCGUUAACACCUUGGGAUCUUAUCGCUGUGGGCCUUGUAAACCCGGGUACACUGGUGAUCAGACAAGGGGAUGCAAAACUGAAAGAAACUGCAGAAAUCCAGAACUGAAUCCUUGCAGUGUGAACGCACAGUGCAUAGAAGAGAGGCAGGGGGAUGUGACGUGCGUGUGCGGAGUCGGAUGGGCUGGUGAUGGCUACAUCUGCGGAAAGGAUGUGGACAUUGACAGUUACCCCGAUGAAGAACUGCCGUGCUCUGCCAGGAACUGCAAGAAGGACAACUGCAAGUAUGUGCCAAAUUCUGGCCAAGAAGAUGCAGACGGAAAUGGCAUUGGCGAUGCUUGUGAUGAGGAUGCUGACGGAGACGGCAUCCUGAAUGAGCAGGAUAACUGUAUCCUGACUCACAAUGUGGAUCAAAGGAACAGUGACAAAGACAUCUUCGGGGACGCCUGCGAUAAUUGCCGGGAUGUCCUAAAUAAUGACCAGAGAGACACUGAUGGGGAUGGGAAAGGAGACGCCUGUGACGAUGACAUGGAUGGGGAUGGAAUAAAAAAUAUUCUGGACAACUGCCCAAAAGUUGCCAAUCGUGACCAGCGGGACAAGGAUGGUGAUGGCGUGGGGGAUGCCUGUGACAGUUGUCCUGAUGUCAGCAACCCUAACCAGUCUGAUGUGGAUAACGAUCUGGUUGGAGACUCCUGUGACACCAAUCAGGACAGUGAUGGAGACGGGCACCAGGACAGUACAGACAACUGCCCCACCGUCAUUAACAGUGCCCAGCUGGACACCGAUAAGGAUGGAAUUGGUGACGAGUGUGAUGACGACGAUGACAAUGAUGGCAUUCCAGACCUGGUGCCCCCUGGACCAGACAACUGCCGGCUGGUCCCCAACCCAGCCCAGGAGGAUAGCAACCGUGAUGGCGUGGGAGACAUCUGUGAGUCAGACUUUGACCAGGACCAGGUCAUUGAUCGGAUUGACGUCUGCCCGGAGAAUGCUGAGGUCACGCUGACCGACUUCAGGGCCUACCAGACCGUAGUCCUAGACCCUGAAGGGGACGCCCAGAUUGACCCCAAUUGGGUGGUCCUGAACCAGGGCAUGGAGAUUGUGCAGACCAUGAACAGCGACCCCGGCCUCGCAGUCGGAUACACGGCUUUUAAUGGAGUUGACUUCGAAGGGACCUUCCACGUAAAUACCCAAACAGAUGAUGACUAUGCCGGCUUUAUCUUUGGUUACCAAGAUAGCUCCAGCUUCUACGUGGUCAUGUGGAAGCAGACGGAGCAGACAUACUGGCAAGCCACCCCGUUCAGAGCUGUUGCAGAACCUGGCAUUCAGCUUAAGGCUGUUAAGUCUAAGACAGGUCCAGGAGAGCAUCUCCGAAACUCCCUGUGGCACACUGGGGACACCAGCGACCAGGUCAGGCUGCUGUGGAAGGACUCCAGGAAUGUGGGCUGGAAAGACAAGGUGUCCUAUCGCUGGUUCCUGCAGCACAGGCCCCAGGUGGGCUACAUCAGAGUACGAUUUUAUGAAGGCUCUGAGUUGGUGGCCGACUCCGGAGUCACCAUAGACACCACCAUGCGUGGAGGCCGGCUUGGUGUGUUCUGCUUCUCCCAAGAAAACAUCAUUUGGUCCAACCUCAAGUAUCGCUGCAAUGACACCAUCCCAGAGGAUUUUCAAGAGUUUCAAACCCAGAAUUUCGAUCGCCUGGAUAAUUAAACCCAAGAAGCAAUUAGUAACUGCUUUUCCAAACACUAAAGCCAUAUAUUUUUAACUUCCUACAACUCUAUAUACACUGUGGCUUUCUUUUGCCCGCCCAAAUAUAUCAAACUUUUUAUAUGACUAUGGCAAUAAAGAAGAGAUCAUUU